AUGUUCGACUCGCUGGUGCUGCUGGUGCAGAAAGUUUUCCAGCUGGCACACUUGGAUCUAUCCAGCAUCCUCCCGGCGAGAUCGGACAAGCCGAGGCGCACGGAUUGCGGCACCGCGGAGCUCGCGGUGCGCCCGGAGCGCGGAGAUCUGCUCGAAGUGCCGCGCACACUGUUCGUGCAUUUCGGGAUCUAUCUGGGCGACGGUAAGGUGGCACAUCUCAUGCCCGACAUCCUCCCGGUACUGACUCGAGAUGAGCGCUGGAUUAACUCGGUGGUGAGCAAUAAGCGUCUGCUGAUGGGCGUGCUGUACCGACGCGCCUCGGUGCGCGUUGACUGCCUGGAGGACUUUCUAUACGGCGCACCGGUGGUGUGCGUCAACGCCAUGGACGCUAAACUGGGAAAACAGCCCCUAGCCAACGAGGUGGUAGCACUCAGGGCUGAGAAACUAGUGGGUGAUAUUCCUUACAGCCUCAUGUGGAACAACUGUGAGCACUUCGUCACGUACUGCCGCUAUGGGACCGGUGUCAGUCAACAAACAGAUAAG
This is a messenger RNA of Trichomycterus rosablanca, 543 nucleotides long. Its product is annotated as lecithin retinol acyltransferase-like. Gene Ontology annotation, cellular component: rough endoplasmic reticulum. Gene Ontology annotation, molecular function: phosphatidylcholine-retinol O-acyltransferase activity. NCBI's taxonomy places the organism in Eukaryota, Metazoa, Chordata, Actinopteri, Siluriformes, Trichomycteridae. The annotation marks the transcript as partial. Gene Ontology annotation, biological process: vitamin A metabolic process; retinol metabolic process. The transcript has a single exon. The record is from RefSeq and is a predicted model, not a curated record.